AUGAAUAUAAUUUUUCUGUUUUCUUUCUUUUUUUCUCUCUUUCUCUCAUUCUUUUUCUGGUCUUUUCUCUCUCUCUCUCCUCUCUCUCUCUCUCUCUCUCUCUCUCUCUCCUCUCUCUCUCUCUUCCACUUUUACCUUUUUCAUUCGUCUGUCUUUCUCAUUGUUUCUACUCCUCACGUUUUCUUUUCUAUCUCAUGUAAGAAAAAAAAAAGCUGUAGCCUCUCUCUUUCUUUAACUUCAUUCUUCACCCUCCAUUACCGUCCCUCCCACCACGGGAAUCACACACUGCAGUUAUUUAUCCCCCCACACCGCCAUCACAGUCACAAUAUUAGCCACGUCAACCUACAUUCAUAUUAUAAUCAAGAUGCAUCUUUCAUUGUUCCGACGCCAUAUUUCAAUUUAAAUCUCUCUCCUUUUUUUCUUUUUUUUUUCACAGUUUUUUUUUCUGAUUUCUUACCUUCCCUUUUUAUUUUUUAUUUUUUUAUUUCCAUCUUCAUAUUUUUCUUCAUUCGUUUUCUUCUUACUUCCUUUUCUUCUCUACGUCAUUCCGUUCGGCUAUUUCUUUUAGAAGUCUUCCAUUUUGCUCCUUCUCUUCGAAUUCUUCAGGUUUUCUUUUACAUUUCCCACCAGGCAGUACUGAAUGAUUUAUAG
Molecule: messenger RNA, 651 nt
Organism: Acanthosepion pharaonis
Lineage: Eukaryota; Metazoa; Mollusca; Cephalopoda; Sepiida; Sepiidae
Source: the annotation of a GenBank genome assembly